AUGCGAGCGGCAUUGCCGCAUAGUGAAGGACUUACUUGGUGCUCCGCCUCCCGACCUCCCCUGCCAUUUGCGUAUGCCGCGCACGAUGAUGUCACGCGGAGGCGGAGUCACGGCAACGCUAGGGUGAGCGUUGCCGUGACUCCGCCUCCUUCCCGAACUGCAGCGCGGCACCAUCCUGAACUGCAGAGCGGCGCCAUCCGGAACGGAAGGUCGGCACCCACUCCAGCCCUGAGCCCAGCUUCCCAACUGAUCCUGAGCCUGCUGGAGUCUUCAGAACUGUAAGUAUUUACAUUAGUUAGUUACAGUAAUAUAUAUUGUUUUAUGGGAGUAAGGGUGGUUAGAGGGGAGGGGGAAGGGUGGAUGGAGGGGUUAGUAGUACAGUACUAUCACAUUGUUAAAAAUAAAGUAAUCUGUUAAAUACUAUAUAUUUGUGUCAUAAGUUGUGCUUUUUUAAUUUUUAUAAUAAUGAUACAGCCAUUUUAUUUAAUACUUUUGUGCUGAUCCUUUUUUUCCCCUCUAUUUUCAAGGGACACUAUAGUCACCAGAACCACAACAGCUAAACGUAGUAGUUCUGGUGUCUAUAACAUGUCUCUGCAGGCUUUUUAACCCCUUAAGACCGGAGGGCGUACUAUUACGCCCUAUUCUAAGCAGCUCUAAACGCCGCUGGGCGUAAUAGUACGCUCUCCGGUAUUUCGGUACUUACCCGGUCGCCGGCGAUCGCGGUGGGGGGGACUCCCAGGGAGCCCCCCGCGGCACGUCCGUCCUCCUCGAAGCCCCCCCGGCCAUGUGAGAGUGGGGUCCUUGCGAGGACCCCACAAUCACAUGGCCGGGGGUAGCUGCCUCCUGCAUUGCCAUGAUCUAAGUAUAUAUACACAUAUACAUACACAUACGUACACCGUCUCGGUGUAUUUUACUAUUAAUAUAUAUAUAAAUAUAUAUAUAUAUUAAUAUCAAAUUACACGUAGACGGAUACUGAUUAAAUAUAUAUAUAAUUAUUGUUAUAUAUAUAUUUAUAUAUAAUAUAAAAAAAAUGAAAAUGUUAAUAAUUAAAAAAUAUAUAGAUGUGUGUUAUUUCGUUCUAACUGUAUUGUGAAAUAUAUAUAUAUAUCAAAAUACACGUAGAACGAAAUUAUAUAUAUCUAUAUACAUAAAUAUAUAUGUAUAUAUCACUAUAUAUACCUAUAUAUAAAUAAAAAUAUUUUUUAAAAAUUAUAUAGAUAUAUACACACAUACAUAUAUUAAUUCUACAUAUAUAUUUAUGUAAUAUUUUUACAUAAUUAGGUAUCUUAAUUAAUUACAAUUAGCAGGACCUGCCUGACAACCCAUGCCGAAAGUAAAGGGAAUUUAAUUUGCUAGCACUAUAUUUAACCCUAUAACUUUCCGAGACACCAUAAAACCUGUACAUGGGGGGUACUGUUCUACUCGGGAGACUUCGCUGAACACAAAUAUUAGUGUUUCAAAACAGUAAAAUGUAUUACAACGAUGAUAUCGCCAGUAAAAGUGAAGUUUUUUGCAUUUUUCACGCACAAACAGCAUUACACGGACAAUAUUAUUGCUGUGAUACUUUUUACUGUUUUGAAACACAAAUAUUUGUGUUCAGCGAAGUCUCCCGAGUACAACAGUACCCCUCAUGUACAGGUUUUAUGGUGUUUUCAAAAGUUACAGCGUCAAAUAUAAGGCUUGCGUUUCAUUUUUUUCACAUUAAAAUUCGCCAGAUUGGUUACGUUGCCUUUGAGACCCUAUGGUAGCCCAAGAAUGAAAAUUACCCCUAUGAUGGCAUACCAUUUGCAAUAGUAGACAACCCAAGGUAUUGCAAACAGGGUAUGUCCAGUCUUUUUUAGUAGCCACUUAGUCACAAACACUGGCCAAAAUUGACGUUUUUUGCAUUUUUCACACACAAACAAAUACUAACGCUAACUUUGGCCAGUGUUUGUGACCAAAUGGUUACUAAAAAAGACUGGACAUACCCCAUUUGCAAUACCUUGGGUUGUCUACUAUUGCAAAUGGUAUGCCAUUAUGGGUGUAAAUUUCAUUCCCGGGCUACUAUAAAGUCUCAAAGGCAACGUAACCAAUCUGGCGAAUUUCAAUUUCAAAUGUAACGUGCUAUAUUUGACCCUGUAACUUCCCAAAACGCCAUAAAACCUGUACAUAGGGGGUACUGUCUUACACGUGAGACUUUACUGAAUACAAAUAUGUGUAUUUUAUUGCAGUAAAAGCAAACAGUAUUAUGACAUUGACUGUUAAAAUGUCAUGUAGAACUAAAAAAAUAAAAAAAAUCGUAUUUUCUCCCAUUUUUUUCAUAUUAAAUUAUGUUUCAUAGCUAAAUAUUUGAUAUUAAAUGAAAGCCCUGUUUCCCUGAAUAAAAUGAUAUAUAAUAAGGGUGGGUGCAUUUACUAUGAAAGAGGUGAAUUACGGUUGGACAGACAUGUAGCGCAAAUGCCAGGUUUUGUUUACAUUUUGUUUUGUUCACAACGUGUACAUUUGGCUCCGUCCUUAAGGGGUUAAUGUAAACACUGCCUUUUCAGAAAAAAAGGCAGUAUUUACAUUACUGCUGAGGAAUACCUCUGGUGGCCACUCACAACACUGGCAUUCGCGCUAAACACUCCUCAUAGAAAUGCAUUGAUUCAAAGCAUCUCUAUGAGGCCACGCAUGCGCAAUAGCCUCCCAAUGCUUCUCUAUGGGAAAGCAGUGGGUUGGGUAUGAUAUACAUGUGCAUAUAUGUGACAUGUGACAUUCAUGUGCAUUGUAUUAAAGAGAUGAUCUGUAAUACACUCACAAAUUGUACGUUCCUGUGAGUUGUAUUGCUGUAGAGCUUGUGAUACUCACACACUCCACUUUUCUAUGCAUUUUAUUCUGAGGUGAUCUGUGAUGUACUUGCACAUCGCACAUUACUGUGAGUUGUAUUGCUGUGGAGCCGUGCGAUACACUUCACAUUACUGUAAGUUGUAUUAAAGGACCACUAUAGUGCUAGGAAAACAAACUCAUUUUCCUAGCACUAUAACGUCUUUAGGUCCCCCCCACCCUCAGGGUCCCACUCUCGCCAGGCUGAAGGGGAGGAAGCAGUUAAACUCAAAUUUCUCCAGCGCUGGGCUCCCUCGGUGCUGGGGAACUCUCCUCCCUCUUCCGAUAUCAGCGCUGAAUGCACAUGCGCUGCAAGAGCCGCACGCACGUUCAGUCAGUCCAUAGGAAAGCAUUUCUCAAUGCUUUCCUAUGGACUUUAGCAUCUUCUCACUGUGAUUUUCACAGUGAGAAGCGUGGAAGCGUCUCUAGCGGCUGAAAACGAGACAGCCACUAGAGACUGGAUUAACCCUAUUGUAAACAUAUUAGUUUAUCUGAAACUGCUAUGUGUACAGUUGCAGGGUUAACCUUAGAUGGACCUGGCACCCAGACCACUUCAUUGCGCUGAAGUGGUUUGGGUGCCUUUAGUGGUCCUUUAAUGUUGGACGAAAUCGUUUGAUGAAAGAAGAGGAAGCUUCACUGGCGUGCACAUUUACUCUUGCGUGUAUACAUGCAUGCACUGGAGUCUUAACCCGUCAGAGAGAAGAUACAUGCAACAGUCAUGAGCACAGCUACAGAAGGGAAGAGCAGACAAAGCAUGGAAGAACAGCGAGAGGAGGAAGGGGAUUGGUGUGGCGCAGGCUCUCGUUAGAUGCCUUCUGUGGGAACUUUUCAUCUGUAGUAAGUUAAACAGCAAGCUUGGCUGUAACAUCAACAUUUUAAAUAUGCAAAAAUCCUAUUAAAAUAUAUGCAUUUUCACUCUAUUGACUUUUGUUUAUGGAAGUGUCAAUCGCGUUUAUUUAUUCAGGAGCCUGACUGCCCUCAACAUGUCCAAACCUCUGAGUGGUGCUCAGAAGCGGAAGAAGAAGCAGGAGUUGGAGGAAAAAAUAUGUAGAAUUCCAAAAAUAACUGGUUUUCUUUUACCUACAAGUGGAUCUUCUGCACAGCCUUCUGCGUGUGGAUCUUCUAAAGAACAUGCUAGUACAUGUUCUCAGGAAGAGAUUCCUCCUCAAAGUGUAUCAGAAUAUGGCUCUGAAGUCAACACAGUGGAUUCCUCUGAUCAGCCCAUGUCACUAGAAACCACUCCAGUUCCCAUGGAAGUUGAGAAACCUAGCUUCCAUACUGUUGAAAUACAAGACGCAACUGCUGAAGCAGUUGAUAUACCGCCAAAAUCCAUGGAAAAGUCAGGUUUCCUAACUGACAUUGGUUUGUGGCCCAACUCAUCUACUCUUGAGAUGCGGGAGUAUUGGUCCAAAAAUGGAAAUUCGCCAGUAAGGAAACCUCUGGAAAAACUGCGCAAUGAAGGAUUUCCAAAAUCAUUUAAAGAUGGACGUUGCUGUACAGCAGAUAUGUUUCUUCGUAACUGUCCCAAUGGGGACAAAGUUGAAAGGAAGUGGCUUUGCUACUCAAAUAACAGAGGCCGAAUAUACUGUUUUGACUGCAAAUUAUUUAGUUCAUCAACAAAUGCAUUUUCCAGUGAUGGCUUCAGCGACUGGAAACAUGCCAGUGAACGAAUUUCAUCCCAUGAACAGUCUCAACAUCAUAUACGCGCUGUGAUUGAUACAGCCAAAUUUUCAAAACUGGAAGGUCGGAUUGACUAUAAAAUGCAACAGCAAAUUGAAGAGCUGACCACCUAUGGGCAAAACCUAGUAAAACGUUUGCUUAGUGUCAUCGUUUUUCUUGCUGAGAGAGGAUUGGCUUUUAGAGGUGAUGAUCAGACUAUUGGAUCCCCACAUAAUGGCAACUAUCUCGGUAUUUUGGAAUUACUGUCAGAGUAUGACGCUUUCCUAGCACAACACAUCCAAACAAAGGCAAACAAAGGCAAAGGAUGUACAAGUUAUUUAUCAGCAAAUGUCUGUGAGGAACUCAUACAAAUUACUGGGGAUAAGAUCUUAGAAGUUGUCAUCAACCGUAUUAAAAUGGCAAAAUACUACUUGGUUGUGUGUGGAUUCAGCGGAGGAUUCUUCUCAUACUGA
Messenger RNA from Pelobates cultripes (western spadefoot toad), 4973 nucleotides. The record is from the annotation of a GenBank genome assembly. NCBI's taxonomy places the organism in Eukaryota, Metazoa, Chordata, Amphibia, Anura, Pelobatidae.